Molecule: messenger RNA, 591 nt
Organism: Folsomia candida
Lineage: Eukaryota; Metazoa; Arthropoda; Collembola; Entomobryomorpha; Isotomidae
Product: integumentary mucin C.1-like
Exons: 3
Cellular component (GO): extracellular region
Molecular function (GO): chitin binding
Source: RefSeq, a predicted model, not a curated record
GGAGGUAAGCCUCAUUUUGGAAGAUUACAGAAAAGGUUUAUGAAAAUGGGUGACUUGAGACGUACACUUCACCUGGUCGCCAUAGUAUUUUAUUUCUGUUCAACAUGGGUGCAGGUUUUGGCAUGCGAUGUCAACAAUGGGGAACCGCCUCAGGCGGUUUACUGUCCCCAAUGGGAGGGGGGAAUACCCACUUAUCAUCCGUUCGCCUAUGAUUGCCGGAAGUUCAUCCAGUGCACGAAUGGUUACCCGGUAGUGCAUUGCUGCGCACCUGGGACGGUUUGGGAUCAAGGGUUGCAUACCUGUAAUCAUGCAGCUAAUUCCCCUUGCGUCAUCGUCACCACUACGCCGACCCCAAGUCCUACUUUGAUCACAAGUGAAGAAACAGAAACCCUAUCAACUACAACCACACCAACUACAACUACACCAACAACCACUACACCAACUACCACUACACCAACAACCACUACACCAACUACCACUACACCAACUACCACUACACCAACUACAACUACACCAACUACAACUACACCAACCACCACUACACCAACCACAACUACACCAACUACAACUACACCAACUACAACUACACCA